UGGCUGCGCCGGAAGCGGAGGAUGCCCCAGGCCCCGGAGCAGGAGGAGAGUGGCUGGGCCUGGGCAGUGCUGCUGGCCUCCCUGCUGAGCCAGGGCCUCACGCUGGGCUUCCCCACCUGCACCAGCAUCUUCUUCACCGAGCUGCAGCGGGACUUCCAGGCUAGCAACAGCGCCACUUCCUGGUUCCCUUCCAUCCUGACCGCCGUGCUCCACGCAGGAGGGCCCCUGUGCAGCGUCCUGGUGGAGCGCUUUGGCUGCCGAUCAACCGUGAUGCUGGGGGGCAUGUUGGCCAGCCUGGGCAUGGUGACCGGCUCCUUCUCGAGGACCCUCAUCCAACUCUACCUCACAGCGGGACUCAUCACAGGCCUGGGCAUGUGCUUCUGCUUCCAGUCCAGCGUCACAGUCUUGGGCUUCUACUUCACCCGCUGGCGGGCGCUGGCUAACGCCCUGUCCUCGGCGGGCGUCUCCCUGGGCAUCACCCUCUGGCCACUGCUCUCCCGCUACCUCCUGGAGGAACUGGGCUGGAGGGGCACCUUCUUUGUCUUUGGUGGGGUCCUUCUCCACUGCUGCGUCUGCGGGGCCAUCCUGAGGCCGGUGGCCACCACUGUGGCCCCUAAGACUAGAGAAGGCCCCCCUCCACCAGCCAAGACACCUGCCCCCAGCGGCCUGACAGCAUGUGGCCAGACCAUCCAGCGCCACCUGGCCUUUGACAUCCUGCUGCACAACCCGGGCUACCGCGUGUUCACGCUGGGGGUCAUGUGGAUGAUCUUGGGCUUCCCGAUUAUCCACGUCUUCCUGGUGCCAUAUGCCGUGCGGUACGGGGUUGACAAGCACCGGGCCGCCCUGCUCAUCUCCAUCAUUGGCUUCAGCAACAUCUUUCUGCGACCCGUGGCCGGGCUGGUGGCGGGCCAGCGCUACUUUGCCAGCCACCGCAAGUACCUGUUCGUCCUGGCUGUCCUCCUCAACGGGCUCACCAACCUGGUGUGCACAGCCUCAGCUGAGUUCCGAGUGCUGGUGGUCUACUGCCUGGUGUACAGCGUGUCCAUGAGUGGCAUAGGUGCCCUUAUGUUCCAGGUGCUUAUGGACAUCGUCCCCAUGGACCGCUUCUCCAGCGCCCUGGGCCUCUUCACGGUCCUGGAGGGCAUCUCCAUCCUCAUCUCCCCGCCAAUGGCUGGGUUCCUUCUGGAUGCCACCAACAACUUCAGCUUCAUUUUCUACAUGUCAAGUUUCUUCCUCAUUUCAGCCGCCCUCUUCAUGGGUGGCAGCUUCUGGGCCCUACAGAAGAAGGAGGGGCAAGGCAGGCCAGCUGAGGCGGAAGGAGCCGUCCCAGAGGCUGCUGCAGAUCGGGACCUUACCCUGGAGGGCACAGACGGGUCUAAGAAGCAGCUGUGCCCUGAGAUCAUGUAUGUGACCAGCGUCUGA
Messenger RNA from Orycteropus afer afer, 1422 nucleotides. RefSeq names its product solute carrier family 16 member 5 (gene SLC16A5). The record is from RefSeq and is a predicted model, not a curated record. Gene Ontology annotation, biological process: monocarboxylic acid transport; transmembrane transport. Gene Ontology annotation, molecular function: monocarboxylic acid transmembrane transporter activity. Lineage: Eukaryota; Metazoa; Chordata; Mammalia; Tubulidentata; Orycteropodidae.